GUUCUGUGCUACAUUGCACCAAUGCCUGCGCAUUUGCUCUGAAUGUUUAUUCAUACAAUUGCAGCGGAGAAUCAAGACAUUAGAUCUAGUUAUUCCAAAGAAAAAAUGGUAUAUAUAGAUAACGACUCGAACGAUUCAUCUUGCUCUCUAUUCAACUGCUCUUACAACGAAACAUGUUGGCUUUAGUCAAAUAUCUUUUGGUUGCUUUAGUUGCUCUUUUUGCCUUGACUAAUGCCCAAUGUUCAUCUAACUUGGGUGUUUGUUAUAGAACACUUAAAGGAAGAGACUUUUCUGGCUGGUACCAAGAGUGCUCUGAUAAGAUUCAAAAGCAAGGCGUUAGACUUGGUGUUUGGAAAGCUAGUGUUGGUAAUUGGAACUCUGGAGGACAAGGUUGUCAAUGUACAUAUAGCUCUACAGUACCUGGUGUCUGGCAAACCGUUAGAAGAUCUCUCUGGGAUAGAGCCAUUGAUAAGAAGCAUGACUGUAGUGAUGCCCUCUACCAAAACGUUUGCCCCAUUGGUCAAGGCCAAGUUAGCUACACUUUUGCUUGUCGUUAAUAAACUAGAAUAAUAAAACCUAAAACGAUUAAUCUUGAA
Gilbertella persicaria is the source of this 596-nucleotide messenger RNA. RefSeq lists its product as uncharacterized. The record is from RefSeq and is a predicted model, not a curated record. Bases 174 to 557 code for a protein of 127 amino acids. Lineage: Eukaryota; Fungi; Mucoromycota; Mucoromycetes; Mucorales; Choanephoraceae. The transcript has a single exon.